Messenger RNA from Populus trichocarpa (black cottonwood), 2412 nucleotides. RefSeq lists its product as uncharacterized. Gene Ontology annotation, biological process: retrograde transport, endosome to Golgi. NCBI's taxonomy places the organism in Eukaryota, Viridiplantae, Streptophyta, Magnoliopsida, Malpighiales, Salicaceae. The transcript has 14 exons. The coding region runs from base 271 to 1905 and encodes 544 amino acids. The record is from RefSeq and is a predicted model, not a curated record. Gene Ontology annotation, cellular component: Ric1-Rgp1 guanyl-nucleotide exchange factor complex; Golgi membrane.
ACCACAAUAUAUAACUUGGCCAAUUCUUUUUUACCAUAUUGCAGGAGUAGAUUCACCAAAAAAUUGAUCGAUUUCUUUUUUUCUCUAUUUUACGAUCCAGACGAAGCAGCCUCGAUCUACACCUUUGAAUUCAUAACAGAAUCGUUUCUUCUCACAAAACCCGAUCUUCAUAUGAUCUCUGUGCAGAAUAAUGUUGACAUUGCAUUCGUAUUUAUUCGUCUUGCUCCCACUAAUCAAUAACAAGAACUGAACAACAAUACCUGGAUACAAAUGUUGGCUUUUUUUGGGAGUGGGGGUUCUAGAAAGGUUGAUAAUUCUUCGGAUGGUCGGAAGGAUGAGCUUGUGCCAACACUAAAAGUGCAAACAGAUAAAGAUGUGUAUAGACCUGGUGAUUCCAUUCUUGUUACUAUUGAGAUAUCCAACCCCAAAGAUGGUGCCAGUGAAGAUGUUAUGUCUUCUCUGUUAAUUGAAAAGCUUGGUUUUGCGAUUAGAGGUAUUCAGAAGUUGGACAAUCAAUGGUUUGCCACUCAGAAGCCUUUGCCUGGGUCCAAACAGAGGAGAGGGGAACAUGUUUUCAUGGACUGCUCUACAUCAUCAAUAGUUUCAAAUCAGAUUGUGUCCUCUGGUGCGACUAAAACAUUUGAUUCAACGAAUCACUUGGUGCAAUCUACAGAUGUGGUACGAACCUUGCUGCCUAGCAUUAUACCACCAUCUUACAGGGGUGCUACCAUUCGCUAUAUAUACUAUGUUGAGAGUACAUUAUCUGGACAACAGCUGAUGCUGGACAAUACUAACUCUCAUAGAGAGUCAUCAAAAGAUCUUCUUCAACUGGAAGAUCGUAUUCCGUUACAAAUAUGGGUGGCUCAGAAAGGCAAUGGCCUAAUAGUGGAAGAAGGUCAAAGUGAUGGGAUUGUUCCACCUACAACCAUUCAAUUGGAUAUAUACUGGAAAGAGAUGGAUGGAGACAAUGAAUGGGCCAGAGCAAAUGAUUUAGAUGAUGGAGUUGAGGAAGGGCAUGAAAGCUUAAGGGAUGAAAUCUCAUCUGUUUCUUCCUACAAUCCCAAUAGAGAAAGUAUACACAAGACAUUUGGAAGUUCUCUGUCCCUGCAAUCUGUGGCAAGGUCUUCAAAUAAGGAUGCGUCAUUUACUGAAGGAGGACGCAGAAGUUUAUCAACUCUGGCACUUCCUCGCCUGUCCGCAGCUGAGGUUUUGUAUGACUCUGGUGCAGAUAUGGCAGAACCUGAUAAGUCGUCAGCUAUGGUCUUUCCAAGCCAGCAGCUUAGAGAUGACAUGGCAGGGGUAUCUUAUACACCAGGAACUGUAUCUGUAAACAAUGAACCUGCAGCAUCAGAAGGCUUUAUUCGUGGGAGGUCUUACAAUAUCAGGAUGGAUGAUCAUGUUCUGUUGAGAUUUUCCCCUAGGAACUCAGACUCCACUUAUUACUUCAGUGAUAUGAUAGGUGGAACUCUUACGUUUUUUCACGAAGAAGGAGCCAAGAAAUGUCUUGAGGUUUCAAUAACAUUGGAAACUUCAGAGACUGUAAGUCGACGUUAUAUUCAUCCUUCUCGCAAGAACUCCCCGACCAUUACUAAGGUUCAAAGCGAUCAUCAUGAGGUUGUUGCAGAUUUGGUGCAGACGAGCUUCCUGUUUUCAAUUCCCAUGGAUGGGCCUAUGUCUUUUUCCACAUCCCAUGUCUCUGUGCAAUGGGUUCUACGAUUUGAAUUUUUUACCACCCCAAAAAAUGUGGACUGGACAAGAUAUGAGCAUCCUCUUCUGAUAGAAGGUAGAGACAAAAGUGAGUGGGUUCUUCCUAUAACAGUGCAUGCACCCCCACCUAGGGCUUCAGCUGCCCAUUCCCGAAAUGAGAAGGGUUUUUCCUUAGAACCUUUGUGGGUUCGUACUUGAAGGAUUUGAAUUUUGAAGUUGUUUGAUUGGCUUAUUCAGAAACAAAGGUGACAAGAAGAAUCGGGUUUUUCCUACUCAGUUACAACUUAUGGCAAGUUCCUCACGGAACGAAAAGCUGGGCAAAGCUUUGUUGUUUGCAUGCACACAAAAUAUCCAUAAAACUCAUUCCUAGAAGAUGUGUUCACAUUGCCAGAUUUGGGGCAUCCAAACUUUCGAGGUUUCCCAUUUUGAGCCCCUCCUCGAGUCAGUAAUGUGUGUGAACAAUCAAUGUCUAGUUUUUGUCUCCUAAUAUUGCUUUAUUCUUUAGAACCAUAAUAACUUCUCAGUUCAUGCUCGCAUGUGCAUGGAUCUUUUGGAUCAGGGGGCCUGUAUUGUGGAGUGACAGGCUAGUGCAAAUAGCAGCAAAGAAUUGUGAAAUCAGAAAGCAGAACUGAUAUGAAAUGUGCUGAAUGAAAUGAGAGGCUUUUUAGCAAUAAGAAUUCAGGAAGAUGAACACUACAUUAUUAA